GGCCACCAGAGGCCACGAGCACCCUUGAGAGCAGAAGGAAGCCGUCGGACGCUGGGCAAAGGGUUUGAACAGCUCAGCCUUUUCUGCGUGGAGUCUGCAUGUUCUCUGCGCUCCGGCUUCAUCCCACAGACCACAAACACACAUUUUCAUUCUCCCAUUUCGCCCAUGAGCGCUGUAAAUGUUUUGAGCGGUGACAUUUGCCGUACCUCAGGCAGCUGUUCAGCCGCGUUUGCGGAGGUCGAGAGGCCGGGCGGCUAAACAAACAGCACGUGGGCAAGCCCUUGACUUGCCAUGCAGGAAACUUUUGUGCACCAGCAUUGCAGCAUAUUUGGAUGGCUGCAAGUGACACUCCAGCAAGACGCAGCAGCUGCAAAAAGAGGGACGAGCUGCGAGGAUUUAUCGCCCGUUCGGCAUUUUUAUAAGCUACUAAAGGACACUUGUUCCGAGCAAGCGCAGGCCCCGGCGUCCUUCUCUCCCCUUUUCCAAACUUUGCCGGGCUCUCGCCUGCCGCAGAGAGAGGCUCGCUUCCCCCGGAGAGCGGAUAUGCGGACGCGCUGCAAUGUGGUGAGCCAGAUGUCCGCCACAGCGAACGGCGGAGAGCCCUCGGAGUCAGACCUCACUGGGCUCGGUGUAUUUCCUGGGCAAACCUCAACUUUCAAGCUGUGUGCCGCCACGUGGUCGAAUCCCUUGUGUCUGGCGCCUGUCCGCUCUCCUCUUCCAGAACCCCGAAGACUGCGGCUUGCCUUCCGAGUCGGGCGAACAGGACUCGUCCCGUCAGAAGCUCCUCGAGCAUGUCGACGUGUGUCGAGUUAUCUAAAUCGGCCGAGCGAAGCAGCGCGACGGGCACGCGUGCGGCACGAGUACCAAGACGAGCGCACGGUGACGGUGAGCUAACUAUACAACCUACUGCCUUCCCUGGAGGGCAGCAAAUCGUCCAAGGAGUCACACGUCACCCUGCUCCAAACGCGUCAAAAGGCCGCUGGUUGAUGUUGGAGGGCGCACCCGUGGUGAGUUUUACUCCAUAUUAUCGGUGUUUGCACUCGUAUUUGCGUCAAAUGUAUCAGAGUUGCAUUGCUUUAAUUCAAAGACAAAUAAAAUUGGAAACAAAAUAUG
Molecule: messenger RNA, 1113 nt
Organism: Hippocampus comes (tiger tail seahorse)
Lineage: Eukaryota; Metazoa; Chordata; Actinopteri; Syngnathiformes; Syngnathidae
Exons: 10
Coding region: 292-894 (200 amino acids)
Source: RefSeq, a predicted model, not a curated record